Dreissena polymorpha is the source of this 5417-nucleotide messenger RNA. RefSeq lists its product as uncharacterized. Gene Ontology annotation, cellular component: cytosol. The coding region runs from base 349 to 1737 and encodes 462 amino acids. Gene Ontology annotation, biological process: negative regulation of programmed cell death; regulation of pentose-phosphate shunt; negative regulation of glycolytic process. The transcript has 5 exons. NCBI's taxonomy places the organism in Eukaryota, Metazoa, Mollusca, Bivalvia, Myida, Dreissenidae. Gene Ontology annotation, molecular function: fructose-2,6-bisphosphate 2-phosphatase activity. The record is from RefSeq and is a predicted model, not a curated record.
AUAUUUUCCAUUUGUUUUUACAACAUAUAAUUAUUGUAAAGAUAUUGAUCUUAACUCGCUACUGUCAUUAUAGCGCUAGACAUAUUACGUAACGAUCGUCUGCACGCGACAAAAUUGUCUCGUCGCUCUCUUUGUUGAAGUACAGAAUCGUCUACUGCAAAAGCGAUACCGAUCAAAAGAGAGUUUUGGUCAACAUCAAUUCGGUCAGCCAAUCAAACACGUUGUAAGUUUUUCCGACAGACUGUCUACAUGAACAAAAUGUCGUUGUCUGUGAAUUUUAAUAUCAAUUGACAUUUAUUCAAACAGAAACAUUUUCGAACAGUUACUGAAUGAAUAAGAAGCACCAAAAUGGUUUUAUUUACGCUUACACUCGUCCGGCAUGGGGAGACUAUGUACAAUAGAAAAGGAAUAAUCCAAGGGCAAACAGACAUUCCACUGUCGAGUUUUGGUGAGAGGCAGGCAGAGAUGGUGGCUGCUCGACUUCAGAAUGAAAGGUUUACGCACAUCUUUUCGAGUGACCUUUGUCGAGCCACUGAAACUGCACGCAUUAUCUCUGAAGCCAACAAAGUUUGUCGGUGUCAGGUCACAAUGGAUAAACGUUUAAGAGAAAGGAAAUUCGGCUCAUUGGAAGGGAAGUCUAAAAAAGAAUUAAUGCAGCAAGUGAAGAAAGCCAAAAGGCGCUAUGAAGAUUUUACCCCAUCAGGAGCAGAGUCCUACCGUGAGGUGCGUGAACGAGCAAGACUUUUCUUCUUGGACAUUUGCAAAAUGUGUGCUAGCUAUGAAUACCAAGAUGACGUCUACACACCAGCCAAGAUCAAGAGAAGGCAUGGUGGAAGUCUGGGAAGGAACAGUCGGCAUAGUAACAAGCGCCUUCAAAUCAGUGGCAGGAGUCAGUCAUUCUGUGGCUCAGGCAACAUUCAGAACAUCAUAAACGAAAUGAACAUGGAAUCGGAAUCAAGUGAUGACGAAAACGAAAACAAUGUUGUGACACAACUGAACUUCUGUGAGACUAAUAGCUACAUGUCUAUGCAAGAUGGUGUUGAGUUUGAACACUCAGACAAAGUGAUUCCAGAUUACAACUACAGAGAGUGUUUUCAAUGCAGUUCGGAUGACUCGAAUACAAGUGCAGAUCUCAAACCACGAGGCAGCAUAAAGUCUGAGACUUCCACAGAAUCUGAAGUGGAUUCGGAUCUCUCCCCUUCCUCCCAAGGCACUAUGGGCAAUGACUCAGACAGCACUCUGUCUGGUUCUGGGUCAGGUGACUGUUCAGGGCGGCAAUCUGUCGUAAUCCCGACAGAACCCCGUAAACAAAGUCAAAUAUUUCAGUCUCCUAGUCCUGUGAAGAGAAACAUUGACGAUUCUUACGAAGAAUGUCCAAAUGUUUCUCUCACUUUCUCACCAAAUGCCCACAAUUUUUCGAGCAUAUCCAGUAUAAGUUCUGGACGAAACAGCAGCUUUGAUGACACAGACAGUAUGCCACAGACCGUGGCAGAUAUAUUGGUUGUGAGUCAUGGUGGAUUUAUCAAAGAAUGUUUGAACUUCUUUGUAGAGAUUUUAGACUGCAAAAUUCCGGGCAUGCGAGGUCAUGCAUUGAAAGUCUGCCCCAACUGCAGUGUGUCCAAGUUCAAUAUAACACUGGAUGAGUAUACUUUGACCCCCACUGUGACCUGUGUAACCAUUCAUGACAAGGAUCAUCUCAUUGGACUUGACUUGCCUUCUACCAAGGGUGCUUUCUAAAUUGCUAUGAAAGUGUAUUAUUGGUGGUUAGAAAUGCUCUUUAACCCUUUCAGCUCUGGAACCGACUUUUAAAGGCCUUUGCAAACAGUUUGGAUCCAGAUGAGACGCCACAGAACGUGGCAUCUCAUCAGGAUCCAAACUGUUUGCUAUUCUGAUAGUAUUCUUUGAAAAAAAAUCAAAGAAAAUGCUAAUUUUAGAAAUUCAGCAGGCAACAUUUAAAUUUAGCAGACGACAAAUUUUCCAGCAUGCAAAGGGUUAACCUUCAGCUAACAGAAAAGAUACUAAAAUUAUAUUGCCUUAGGGCUGAACAUUGAAAUCAGAACAGUAAUUACACCAUUACCUGUGUUCUCUGGAAGCACCAGCUGCCGGCGAUUUCAAAGGUUUCUAACAAUCCAGGUACCAGCUACCUUCACCCAAAAUGCCUAUUUUAGUGCUUUGUCGCUGGCUACUUUGGAUAUCUUACUGGUCACUAAAAUGUGUAUGUAGAACACUGCAUUAUACCAGUACUUGCAUACAUUUUGAUUGUUUUUAUAAAUGUUAUAGAAACUGAGAUUUGGCUUUUACAAAUUUCCGAAAUAUUGGAAUUGAUUGAAAUAUAUUUCAGUGACUUAAGUUGAUAUUUUAAUUUGUUCAAGAUUGUCUAUUUAAUUGUUAAUAAUAGAUUAAUCUAAGGGUAAAUGGCAUUUACUUUUGUUUAAUGUUUAAUCUUUCUGCUUUUGGUGUGAAACAUUUAUAGAUAAAACAUUUGUAUCAUAAAGCUAUGUUUAAAUUAAUGUUGAUAAAUUUUUACAAGAAAUUUGUUGAUUCAUCGGGUGUAUUCUUUGGAUCUUAAUUUUGUGGAUGUUGCUUAAUGUCUGAUGUAAAUAUUCUUUACAUUUGAUUUUGAUGUUGACAGGACCCAAACAAACCACAAAAUUAGUCUCCAACGAAUAAUUGUUUUCACAGUAUGUAAAAACAUAAUAAUUUAAAUAUAAAUAAAUAUAUAUAUAUUAGAUGAGAGGUAUUAUAUUAUAGCAUACUUCAUGUUCAUGCUUUAAUUAUAUUUUUAUUACCUGGUGAAAUGCUGGUAUAUCCAAAAGUCAGUCUCUCAAUUCCAUAUUCUUUUAUAAUUAUUGGCAUAUGAGUCUCAUCAUGCAAAAAUGGUCUUAUGUCAUUUGCAGCCAGCGUAGCACCAAACCAACAUUCACACUGGCCCAAUCUGGUUAGGAUCCACUCUGUCUGCUAGAAGGUGACAUACACACUGGCCCAAUCCGGAUAGGAUCCACUCUGUCUGCUACAAAGUCACAUACACCCUGGCCCAAUCUGGUUAGGAUCCACUCUGUCUGCUAGAAAGUGACAUACACACUGGCCCAAUCUGGUUAGGAUCCACCCUGUCUGCUAGAAAGUGACAUACACACUGGCCCAAUCCGGAUAGGAUCCACUCUGUCUGCUACAAAGUCACAUACACACUGGCCCAAUCUGGUUAGGAUCCACUCUGUCUGCUAGAAAGUGACAUACACACUGGCCUAAUCUGGUUAGGAUCCACCCUGUCUGCUAGAAAGUGACAUACACACUGGCCCAAUCUGGUUAGGAUCCACUCUGUCUGCUAGAAAGUGACAUACACACUGGCCCAAUCUGGUAAGGAUCCACUCUGUCUGCUACAAAGUCACAUACACACUGGCCCAAUCUGGUUAGGAUCCACUCUGUCUGCUAGAAGGUGACAUACACACUGGCCCAAUCUGGUUAGGAUCCACCCUGUCUGCUAGAAAGUGACAUACACACUGGCCCAAUCUGGUUAGGAUCCACUCUGUCUGCUAGAAGGUGACAUACACACUGGCCCAAUCUGGUUAGGAUCCACUCUGUCUGCUAGAAAGUGACAUACACACUGGCCCAAUCUGGUUAGGAUCCACCCUGUCUGCUAGAAAGUGACAUACACACUGGCCCAAUCUGGUAAGGAUCCACUCUGUCUGCUACAAAGUCACAUACACACUGGCCCAAUCUGGUUAGGAUCCACUCUGUCUGCUACAAAGUCACAUACACACUGGCCCAAUCUGGUUAGGAUCCACCCUGUCUGCUAGAAAGUGACAUACACACUGGCCCAAUCUGGUUAGGAUCCACUCUGUCUGCUAGAAAGUGACAUACACACUGGCCCAAUCUGGUUAGGAUCCACCCUGUCUGCUACAAAGUCACAUACACACUGGCCCAAUCUGGUUAGGAUCCACCCUGUCUGCUAGAAAGUGACAUACAUACUGGCCCAAUCUGGUAAGGAUCCACUCUGUCUGCUACAAAGUCACAUACACACUGGCCCAAUCUGGUUAGGAUCCACUCUGUCUGCUAGAAAGUGACAUACACACUGGCCCAAUCUGGUUAGGAUUCACUCUGUCUGCUACAAAGUCACAUACACACUGGCCCAAUCUGGUUAGGAUCCACUCUGUCUGCUACAAAGUCGCAUACACACUGGCCCAAUCUGGUUAGGAUCCACCCUGUCUGCUAGAAAGUGACAUACACAUCCACUCUGCUUGCUACAAAGUAACACAAGGUUUCUUGGUCUCAUUAGCGGACAGGGUAGCUCCUGAGCAGGCUUAUUAUGUCAAAAGACCCAUUUUUUGCAUGAAUUUGCUCAUAUACUUGUUUGGUAAGACUGGUCUCAUCUGUAAUAAGACAUCGCAUAUAAAUUUCUGAAGUUGAAGUUGUAUCCUCUUUGAACUUGAAAAUGAACAAAACAUGGAAUAUAGAUCAGUGAACAUUGUGGUUGUUUUGUUGUUUACCACAAGUAGAUAAUUAUAUUCUUAAUAUGUACUUUAUGGCUCCCUUUGAUCAAUUCAAUUGAUUUGGAUUUCCUGAUUUUCAAAUAAUUGUACUUACGGUUCAAGUCAGACAGGGUCAUGUUUUCCUUUCCCCAACAUAUUUAGGUUCAGCUUGUUGUUGACUGAGUGAUGGGUUUCUGAGAUACAGUUAGAGGGAUGCAGAGAGCUGAAAUUGUUUUUGCAUUUUCAUUUCCACAGAAAGUGUUUUUUUUGUGGAAGUGGUUGAUUUGUGUAAUGACUACUGAUAAAUGGCAUUUUUCAUUGAUUUCUGGUGAGAAAGAGGUGAUGUUAAUGCUUAAUUAUCUUUUUGCAUAAUUAAUAAUAUGUAGCUGUUUAUUUGCCAUAUGUGUAUCAUCUUUGUGUUUACAUAAUUGUUUAUUUUGUUACUUAUUGUCAGUAUGCCAUACGCCAAUUUUUUUUAACAGAUUGUAUUUAAAAUAUAUAAUGGCAAAAUUAGAAUGAUGUCUUGCUGUUUACAAGUUUUUUCAAUUUAAAAUAGAAAGACGUUGAAAAGUAGUGGAGAACAUAUUUUACUAGCGUUUUUAUGAUAGUUAUGUGUCUAAACCUAAAAUCUGCAAUAAGUGUGUUUAAAGUGACACAACAUAAGCGCUAAAAUUGUUUGACUAUUCAUGUCAUAUUUUAGUGUUUUAGUCUCACACUAAGCACAAAUGCUAAACCUGAGCAUUAGAGAGCUCAUAGGUAGCUAUAAGCAUUCUAUGAUGUCUGUCAUCUGGCAGUCAGCGAAAGUAUGUGUGUGUCUGUCAAAUUUUUCUGAACUGCUUGUCAGAUUUUAACAAAACUUAACAGGAAUGAUCCAUGGGUGACUCUUUUAAACCUUUGUGGUCUGUUGCAUAUGUAUGUCACCAGAGCUAAACAAAACAUUUAUAAACAAGA